AUGGCCGAGGACCAGACCAGCCAAAAUUUAACAGUCGCCGUCCGCGUCCGGCCCCUGUCGGCGACCGAGCAGAAGCGCAAGGUCGCGAAGGUCGUCCAGUCCUCUGGGAACCGUGUUAUUGUCACCCAUGGCCCCGGCGGGCGAGGGCCCGACCGCACGUACAAUUAUGAUAGAGUCUUCUCGCCCUACGCGGCCCAAGAACACGUCUUCGAGAGUUUAGUAUCACCCGUGGUCGAUGAAGUGCUCCGAGGUUUUAAUUGCACGGUCUUCGCGUAUGGGCCCACCGGUACGGGGAAGACCCACACCAUGGAAGGCACUUCUGAGGAUGCCGGCCUGGCACCGCGCUGCGCCAAAGCACUGUUCGCGAGGCUCGAAAAACAGAAGACAAAAGCUGGGGAAGCGGACUUUCAGAUCAAGGCGAGCUGCCUCGAGAUCUACAACGAGGAGCUGAGCGAUUUGUUCGCUAUUGAUGAUGAGCCUUCACAAAGAACGACGUCCGCCGCGAUGGCGUUACAUACAAAACCCAACCCCCAGAAAAGGCCUCUGAGGUUGGUGGAAGCGGCCAAUAAAUCAGGAGUGACCUGCGCCAACCUCGAGGAGGUCGUGUGUGGUGACGUCGACGCUUGUCUGAAGGCCUUGCAGAAAGGGGCGUCCAAUCGACGAAUCGCGUCGACAAAAUGCAACGACAAGUCGUCUCGGUCCCACGCCUUGUAUACGCUGAAGGUCUGCGUGCGGUCGCUGACGGAAGACGGGCGCGACUUGAUCGUGAACGGUCAGUUGAAUCUCGUUGAUCUCGCAGGGUCCGAGUGCGUCGGCCGAUCGGGCGCGACGGACAAGCGCGCGCGAGAGGCCGGUUCGAUCAACCAGUCGCUCUUGACGCUCGGUAGAGUCAUCACUGCAUUAGUGUCGGCAGGAGAGUCGAAAUAUGUACCAUACAGAGACAGCAAACUCACAAGGUUGCUCCAAGAUAGCUUAGGCGGCAAGGCGAAGACGACGUUAAUAGCCACGGUCGCCCCCGGCAAGGACUGCGUCGAGGAGACGCUGUCGACGUUACAGUACGCGCUUCGGGCUCGAUCCAUCCAAAAUAGACCCGAGCAGCACGCUAGGUACCACGGGAAAGCGAUAGUAAGGGCCCACGCGCGGGAGGUCGACGAGCUCCAACGGUUACUGGCUUGUCAGCGGGAGAAGAACGGCGGCAUCUAUGUGGACGGGGACCAGUGGGAGAGCAUGCAGGGGGAAUUGGCGUCUCGCAAGGCCGAGCUUGAGGAGUUGGGCGAGGAGCUUGCCAAUGCUCGUAUCCAGGCCCUGGAGGCGGAGAAGAAGUUGGACGACGCGCGCGAGGAGGCCGACGCACAGCGGGAGCUGCGUGUUUCUGCGGAGAAGGCGCGCGACGAGGCGCUCGAGGGGAAGCGACUGGCCGAGGAGGCGCAUCGGGCGGAGGUACGAGCGCAUUCUGAUACUAAAAAAGUGCUCGAGGCUCAUCAGAGGAAUGAGCGCGUCUUGUUACAGCAUGGAGCGUUGCUCAAGGGUCAUGUCAGGGAGGCGGCUCAAGACUUGGACGCGUCCGCCGAGGAGUUGCAGCAGUGGCGCCAGGCUCUAGAUGACACGGUGACGAAAUGUAAAGCGACGGCGUCGUCGCUGAGUGACGAGCGGAAGCCGGCCUUGACCGAGGCCGUCGCGGCCCUCGAAGCGGCUCUAGAAAGACAAUCCAAGGACGCGGAACGCGCUCGUGCAUCGCUAGAAAAGGGCGCGUCGACGGCGCUGCAAGAGUGCGUCGACGCGCUGCGCGAGGGACCCGUGGCUUCGUUGUGCCGCGCCGUAAAAGCCGCGGCGGCCGAGGAUUUGGACCUCGCGUCGCAGCGGCGAGACCGCGUCGCGACGAUGAUGCGCGACGCCGUCGACGGCAUCGGGAACGUUCAAAAGGCGUCGGAGACGAUGGCCGAUAACGCGAAGGGACGAGCCCAGCGCAUCUCUCACAUCUUGAAUGAAGCGCGACAGGCGCUCGACCGGGCGAAGGCUCACAUGGAGGAGAGUGGAGCGUCUGUGAUGGAGAAGGCCGCCGAGGGUGCUGAGAAAGUUAUCGAGGCGGCGAGGCCCUGCGUGGCACGGGUCGACGAGGCUGCGGCCGCGAGACAGGCCUUCGCGGAAGCGCGCGAGAUCGCGUUGCAGGCCUUCCGGGCCCAGGAGGCGGAGGCACGAGAACAGCGAAGGGCGGAGCUCGAGAAGACCCUCGCCGCGUGGGAGGCUUCCAGUGAAGAACGGGCCGCGGACUUCGCGGACGCUCUUGCAAAGACGGAGGCCGACGCCUCUGCGAAGCUCGCCGCGGCGGACGACGUGCAGAGGACGGCGCUUUCUACAUUAACGGACGAGACCGUGCCCGCGUUCGUCGCCGAGGUGCAGGGCGACGUCACAAGACUCGUCGAGCGCUGCGGCGACGACUUGGACGCCGUGUCCGGCGAUCUGCCGCUGGACCAGGUCGCCUCGUUCCAGAGCGACCUCGAUGGGGCGGCCGUCUCUAGUAUUGCGGCGGCGGCGUCCAAGGCCGGUGAGGCGGCUUCAGUCGAGGCGGGCGACCUCGACGCGUGCGAGACGGAGGCGUGUGGAGCGGCGCGUAUCACAAAAGCGGACGCUUUGAUGGCGACGGCGGCCGAGGCCGCGCGCGCGGCGAACGAGAACCUCGCCGGGGCCUGCGAGGCGUCGGCGGCGGCCUUGCAUGACGCGGCCGCGAGCGCGGCGCGCGCGUCGAAGGAGGCGGCGCAGCGCCACGCCGUGGUUGUUUCUGGUGCCGUCGACGCGGCCGCGACCUUGGGUGAGGAGGCGGCGGCGACGGCCGCGGCGCGGGCCGAGGCCUCCGUUCCAAGGGAGGGCGCGCCGCACGUGGCGCGAAGUGAUAGCGUGGCCCUCGACCCGACGCCGCCGGCGGCGCAGAUCUUGGCGGCGGACGCCCCGCCGCCGGCGCCUCCCGUAGUACGGGCGCCGGCCGCCGAGAACGUGCCGCCCGCCGCGCCGCCCGUAAAGGCGCCGCCCGCGCCGCCGGCGAAGGGCAUCCUCUCGCGGCGGCCCGAGGGCCUGCCGCCGCUGCGUUCGCGGUCGAACAACUAGCUGACAAGACCAACGACUCUUUCGCGCGCGCUCUUCCCCUCCCCUCCGAUUUAACACUGGGUGUGCGCUGAUUCACUUUAGAGCGAGUCGCUUAUUGAGCUAGCCCUCUUAGCACGGCCGAUCCGUUAGCAAACCUCGGGGGGACUAUUGUUACGCAAACCUCGGCUAAAAAAAUGCUAGUGCCUUACAGGCCGCUAGCUAACUCGAUUUUUGGGGCCGCAGCAGCACGCCUCCUGUGCAAGCCUCGGCCCAAUAGCCAGCGUUUCGCAUCACCUUAGAAGCGCUGAGUUGCAGGGGUACGGAGAAAUAGCGCGCCAGAGGGCUGCUGCAGGCCGGAGCGCAUUUCUCCCUUGCACCACUCGCAGGGCCGACAGCUGUAGGCGUCGACGCGACAGCUGACGCGUCGACGCGACGUCCCCGACGCCAUCGGCGCGACAGAACGAUGGCCACCGCCACCUUCUCGACGCCCGUCCGGGAAGCCCUGGCGAAGUACGGCGCCUAGCUGUGUGGAAUCAAACAGUGAGUUAGUUUCCUCGCGUCGAUGGCGUGCAAUCUACACGCCAUCGAGCAGAUGCUGUUACGGGGACGACGUCGCGUCGAUGGCGUGGGGCAUCCAAAAUUUGAUUUCCACACAGACAUACAGGAUUUAGCGUUUAGCAACGAGUCGCCGAGGUUUCGGGCCGGCUACGAUUGGCACCGGCAAGAGUUACAAAUUGCAGAUGAACAUUUAGAGCGACUCACGAGUGGAAGUCAAGCGGUCGUAAGGGCCUUACAAGUGCUCGGAAGUGCCUCGGGUCGACUCGCAGCUGAUCUAGAAAGGACGCCGGCCGUGUUUCAAGCAUUACCAGUCACAGCCCGACUAGCCGGUGUUUUGCAAGAUCUGGCGUCGGCCGGUGAUGUCUUAGCUGAAUCGUUAGAUCUCUCAUUACGGACACCCUUGGACGCCCUGCGGUCUGAUGUCAGUAGAAUCGACGACAAAAAACGCGCGUGCGACCGCGCCGACGACCAAGCUUCGUCUACGGAGGCCGAUUUAUUAAGGGGCGACUGGCGGCGAGUGGAGAGAGAUGUGUUGAGAGGCGAGAAGCUGCGGAGUCGGGGCGAGGAGUCGGACCUGCCUCGAAGCAUCGCGGCCGUGGUCGAUCAACGCGCUAGGAACUGCGCGGAAUCUCGGAGGUUGGCGGAACUGCGACGGUUUGAACUCGCGAGGUUCACGUCAUCGUUACGACGACGGACGGGGCUCGUCCUGGCGGAAGCCGCGUUAGCUGCUCUCUGUUCCUUGCGGGCGUUCCACGCCCAGGCCGCGCACGCCGUCUCCGAUGCGACCACAGCGGCGCAUGCGGCACACACCACAAUCGCGAACGCGUGCGACGCGGAACGGGCGCCCUGGGAUUACCGCAUGCUCAAGUUGCAGGAGACGUUGAAUGCGAUGCCCCACCUCUCGUCCCAAAAUUCGAGCUUCGUCAAGGCCCACGAGGGUCAACCAGUAGAUGAUUUGUUGAGGGCCGCGGAGAGCGCUUACGGCACUUAUGAUGUUGAGUCGAGGUUGUCUUCUCUCUAUGCUCCUUCUCAAACAUCUUCCUCGUUGGAGGGCUACCUCUGGUGUCAAACAGUAGGUAUUCGGAGCGGCCCCUGGCAGCGGCGCUACUUUUUACUUGGAAGUGCGGAGCUACGCGUCUCCAAGAGCGAACCUUCGACGAUCGGUGGUUUGUUGUCGGCAGCUCUCGCUAGAGAGUUAUCCGAGGACGAGAUGCGUCAGAACAACGACGACGAGACGGAGUUAGUUGCUACCCUUUUACUCUCUUCGGUGAAAACGUGUACGACCGCGAGGUGUGCCUUCGAGGUCCGAUCCGCCCACGGCUCACCGUUACGCUUGCAAGCUAGAGGUGAUGCGGACCUCACGAGGUGGACGCAAGCCAUCACCAAGGCCAUCGCCGACCAAUUGACCAGAACACCAAAAGCUUCGAAGAAGGUCGCGACGCCCGCACCAGUGAUGACGAAGACGCCCUCGUCCAAGAGCCCUUUCCUGCGGCGGACCGUGUCUACGUCACCCGCACCAUUACCGAAGCAAGGUGAACUGCUCCGUUCAUUUUCGUCGCCCGAGAUGAAUGAUAGACCCUACACGCCGCCGCCGCCGCCGCCCGCCGCGUCGCCCACCGGAAUAAGGGAGGCCGCGCGGUUGCGGCGCGUCGCCGCCGUCGAAGCCUUAUCGACGACUUGUUGUGACUGCGGUGCUAAACGCCCUGAGUGGGCGGUCAUCAAUCGCGGGUGUUUGGUCUGUUUGAGGUGUUCCGGCGUUCACAGAAGCUUGGGCACGCACGUCUCCAAAGUCCGUUCGUUGCGCUUGGAUCGGCUAUCGGACGCGACGCUACGCUUUUUAGAAGCUGUGGGCAACGACCGAUGCAACGAGGUCUUCGAGGCGGCUUUGGCGCCAGACAUGAAGCCCCGCCAGAACACGGACUCGAAACGGCUGCAAGCGUUCAUUCGCGCGAAGUGGGCGCAGCGGGCCUACGUUUCCAGCGACGGUGUGGAUCCGGAUGGCGCGUUGCGCGAUGCCGUCAGUUCAUCAGACGUCUUGAGCGCUCUUGCGGCGCUGGCCGCGGCGCCGGACCCCUCGGCGUUGCUGGCGCGGCGGGACGGCGGCGAGGCGCCCCUGCACCUCGCGGCGCAGAAAGGCGACCUCGUCGUCGCGGCGCUGCUCGUGCUGAACGGCGACAGCGGCGAGUUGCUGAACGCGGUCGACGCCGAGGGGCGGCGGCCGCACGACCUGCUGUCGGGCGACGCGGCGGAGGCGCUCGCGGAGCUGCUGCGGCCGCGGUAGUAGGGGG
Molecule: messenger RNA, 5927 nt
Organism: Pelagomonas calceolata
Lineage: Eukaryota; Pelagophyceae; Pelagomonadales; Pelagomonadaceae
Source: the annotation of a GenBank genome assembly